AGCCCAGAGCUCUCAAUCCCUACCGCAGGCCAGAAGGAUCGUGGGCUCUGGGGACGAGAAUGCGUCUUGUGCUCUUCUGCUCAAAUUACGGAACUUUUAACUUCGCAAAGAUUUCAAGAGUCAUGUGGCCUGCUUUUAUUAUUUAAUCAAGAAAAGAAGAGAAGAUAAAGCCUACUAUUUUUUCUACACAAGAAACCACUGACUUGAUGUUUUGAAUGGCUUUGUGCUGUGAGUGAUGAUAUCAAGGUACUUCCGGCUUGCGUUUGGUUAGUCGAAUAACGUAUCUCCAGCGACAAAACAAACAAGGUUAUGGGUGACCGCAGAGCAACCGACACCUACAGGCCAUUUGCACAGCUGGGUCAAUUCAUGGAGCAAGUAGUGGAGGCUGAUUUCUUCUCAGUUUCUCCCAUCUUCCAUCGCUUAGCCAGAGAGGGGAAUGAGACUGAGCUUAUUGACCUGAUCAACAGCGGAAUUGAAAUCAAUGAAGAGGACGAUAACGGCCUCACAGCUCUCCACCAUGCUGUAGAACGAGGGCACGCAAAAUGUGUAGAAAUCUUGUUACAAAAUGGUGCGAACGUCAAUGGAAAAGGUAGCCCUUUGCAUAUGGUUCGGGAUGUAAAGUCUGCCCAAUUACUGUUAAAAGCUAAGGCAACCCUCAAUGCCCAUGAUGAACGUGGAAACUCCCCAUUGCAAACAGCCAUAAGGAAGGGAAGACAAGAGCUUGUAGCAUUUUUCUUGUCAGUCGGUGCCGAUGUUCAAUGUACCAAUGCCGAGGGAGAGACCCCACUUCACACACUCUGUUCGUCAUUUAUGGCAAAGCCCUAUGACGAAAAGCUAACUCAAAAACUGAUUGAAAUGGGAGCGAAUGUAAAUUCAAAAGAUUCCCAGGGUAGGUCGCCAUUACAUCUGGCUGUCAUGAAUUAUCACCUUGAGAAAACAAACACGGUGAACAUCUUAAUAACAGCUGGAGCGUCUGCGACAGAUUUAGAUCUGCAGGGAAUGAAUCCAAUUCAUCGUCUCAUCGACAAGUGCAGACCAUAUUCAGAAGAUGAUAUCAAGUUGCUCUUAGAAAUCUUCGACCUUCUAGUUACUAAUGACAAUGAAGCUAAUUCCAAGAAUGUCAUUGGUCAAACCAUCUUGCAUUUGGCAAUACUUGCUGGUGCACCAUUGCAAGUUUUGGAAUAUCUUGUACAGAAAGGAUGUAGACCCACUGCCCAAGACGGUCAAAAACGCAGCUUGCUACAUUGUGUUGUAGAACGAGAGUUAGAUGACGACAUUGAUAUUUUAAACUUCUUAUUGGACACGGGACUCAAUAUCAAUUGUGCCGAUAUAUGGGGACAGACAGUCUUGCAUCAUGCUAUCGAGAAGAAUAGAAAGAAACUUGUUAAGGCUUUGGUUGAGUGCGGAGCAGACGUGAACGUGAAAGACUCUGCAGGCAGACAACCACUACAUAUUGCAGCAGAGAAGGGGUGGGACGUCAUCUGCAAUUGUCUAAUCACACUAGGGGCAAAUAUCAACGCACAAGACAAGUAUCAGUCCACACCACUCCAUUUUGCGGCAUUCACAAACAAGGCUCCUGUUGCACAUCUUUUAAUCAGAGCAGGAUGUGAUGUUGCACUCCGCGAUGCAUGUGGACAAACAGCAGAAGAGGUGGCGAAAUUUUGGUCCAGUCUCGAUUUUCUGCAGAUAAUGCAUGAAAAAGAUGAAAACUAUAAACUUGAAUUAGAACAGCGAAAGAAAUCGUUGGCAAAACAUGGUGGUGAGUUGUUACAGCUUAAAACCUUUCAGGACAUCGUCGAUUCUAGUGAGGAAUCAUUACGAAUGUCGGGGACUUUGAACGAAUUUUUAAGCUGCUUAAUUUCCACCCCGGGCAUAGGGACAGUUAUCAAGGAUCCCGAAGCAGGAGAAAUCCGGGAUGUUGUAGACAGAUUCGCGUUUAAUGUUGUAAACUGUAUAACAGACAGUCAUCCGAAAAUGCGCUGUACUCUUUACCACGCGGGAAGUUCAUCAGAAGAAACCAAGACAAAAUUUCCAGAUGAGUUUGACUAUGUCGUCUGCUUUGAAGAACUGAGUGAAAACAUUUAUCCAAAACAUGAAACUGAGGACGUUCUCGAAAGCGUCCUUUUUGUUCCAGAUAGAGAAACAAGUGACCAAGUAAAAGAGGUAUUGAAGAAAGGGGUAGAUUAUAAAGAAACUUCAUCAUCAGUGUCAAAUUACACUCAAAUCCUUCUGAAAGAUCACACGAGCUAUGAGUACUCAGAGUUUACACAAGACCUUGAACCGAAUUGGAAAGCGAUUCCAAGUUACAUGAUGUUUAAUGUAUUCACCCAGCAACUAUCCAAUAUCGUUUUUGGUGAAAGCUUCCCACAAGAUGAACGUUUGGAAAUAAAGGAGGUCACCAACGACCCUAAGUUUUCCCUGUUGUGGAAAGGAUCUAGAUAUAAAACUCUGGUGAUCGAAGUUGAUUUUGUCCCCGCCGUGCGCCUUCCAUCUUGGCCAGAUAAAUUUGGAAUGCAGUCUCCACUCCUCGUUUCCGAUCUUUUGCAGCUUCCCUGUCUCGCUGUCCCAAAAAUGGCGAGUCAAGAUGAGUUUCUUUGGAGGUGUUCUCUAUGUCUUGUCGAGACUGCUAUUAUGAAGAGAUGUCGACAUCGAAUUCGAAACAGCUACAUAGCUGCUAAGUCGCUGAUCAGCUCCACUGUCUGCCCCCUUGUUAGCUUUGAGGACUACGGAGACGCGAAGAUGCAAUACGCAAGUCAACAUGACAGUUUGUCUUCCGACGAAGACUUUGAAUUGUACGAAAAAGUCGAAGGUGUGUUGCCAUCAUAUAUACUAAAAAUGGCUUUCUUCCACUCCAUAGAGGAAAAAGCAAGGAAAGAUGGAGUGGAAACCGUCUUUCGUGAAUUCAGUCAUUAUCCUCAACGGUCAGAAAGCGCUUCUGAUUUCGCACUGUGUGAAGAACCUGACCCAAAAAUAGUGAAGGACAUAUUCAUGAAAUGUAAUGAUUGGCUUUCGAAUCAGUUUGUUCCAUCGUUCUUUAACCCACGACAAAAUGUGAUGGGGUCAUCGAUGCUGGAAGAAAAUGGUGUUAAAGCGCAGAUGUUUAUAAAGUACAUUUUGAAACUUUUGAACGAAAAGUGUUGAGUUUUUACGAUUCCAACCCUUCGUAGCUGAUCACUACAAGGAACUUGUCUUAUGUUUGGUUAGUCCAAGUGACGUGAAAAAAAAAUCCACAGAACAAGGACUUCGAAAGAACGAAUCAAAUUGAUAGAAUUCUAAGCACUCUAAGGGACGGAAUUGCAGAAAGAAGCCAGUUUCUUUUUAUUAUGGUGGGAUAAUAGAAUAAUCAUAUGCUGUGGUUAAUUGUAAAAUAAAAAAGAUUUUAUUCAUAAUGUUUUAUUAAACCUAUGAAUCCUGAAGUGCUCUUAGAUACACAUAGUGGAAAAAGAAUUGUAAGGUAGUGAUUAAACCGUACGCGCCUUGGUCCUCUACUGCAGUAAACGUAUAGGGAUUGUCUCACUCUACGAACUCUGUACAAAUCAACUCUAUCCAGUGCACCAUCUGAACUCUUUCUGAUGGCCAUCAUCACAGAUUUUAUUUCUAGAUGUCGUUGUUCUUCUCCAUUUGUUACAGAGGCUCUUAGCGAGCAUUUAUAACCCAUAAUGUAAUGACGGAACAAUAAUAUCAUGACCUAAAUAAUAUUACCUGACGAGCACAUGGUUGCUGCCGCUAACGUAGUUACACUGAAAUGGAAUUCGUCCACGUUCUCUUCUUACAUUAUAAGAGGGCAACAAUCUCUGAGAAAAUGUAGUAUACUCAAAAUAACACGAAAGCAAUAAAGGUUAUUAAGGAAAAUCAAUUUUUCCUGAUGCGAGCCUGCUGUUCUCGUGAGAUGUUCUUUUAGUUUUUCUGAAGCCUCUUGCCUUCCUACAUAACAUCAAAAUUUAAAAGAAAUUUCUCAGCAGAAUUUAGGAGAUAUUCUGUUUACUAACUUCAAACAUGGUUUUCUUUUAAUUAGGGAUCUCUUUCGUUACCACAGUGACUGUAUUGGUAGAACCUUCAUGGGUUUUCAAAUUGUCCAAUCCUUAGUAGCAAUAUUUAAACUGAACUGAUUGUUGAGUCAUUAAACAAUGUGAAAGGGAGUGGAGGAGCGCUGCUUGAUGAGCCAAAUCAGGGGUUUCAAUAUAAGGAAAGAAAAUACAUCAGGCCUGAAGGGUCUUGUCAACCUCUGGGGAUCCGGAGCAUACUCCCGGAAAAAACCUGAAAUCCUACAAUUGCAGAGAUCUGUUUUCCUGCCAUUUAGAGCACAAAAUUGGCACUGUUCAGUUGCCUACGAUAGUUCAUUGUUUAAUUAACUAAAUCAUAAUUUGAAGCCAAUUAUUGGCCUUGUUUUCAUCAUCGAUGGACAAUUUUGUACAACCAUUCUUUUUGCACUGAUCAUAACAAUGCAGAUGUCCACUUACUUCGACAACAUAAUUUCGUUAUCAAUCGAUUUGCACAAAGACUGGUCUGCCAAGUACCAGAGGUUUCUGCAACAUUUGUGCCUGAAAUCCUUUUUUUGUAACCUCGGUGUCAAGUUGUAAGAUGGACAGAACUUUCAAGUAACGGGUGCUGGGAUCGGAGACUACUGUUUUCCUUUCUAGAUAAUAUGUCAAUUGCUAUCGCCAACACGGAGAACGGAGAUUUUCUAAGAGGGGGAAUCGCUAAAAUAGGGAAUCUUUAAAAAGGUAAACUCUAACGGGGGAAUCUCUGAAAAAGGUAAUCUUUAAAAGGGGAUUUCUCUAAAACAUAAACCUUGUCGCAACAAAAUAUUCGCGGGGCAAAUUUCAAGAUUCGUUGCGCACUUCGCUGAUCUACUUUUUCAUAGCGAAAACGAACACGUGAAAGUUUUUCGCAUCAUUUGACUCUAUAUUUCUUUAAAAUUUGAACUGAAUUGGAACAGUACAUGUUGGAGAUGUCCUGCCAGUUUUUAACUCAGUUUCCAAACUGUCUCAAUUUAACAUUAGUUCAUACAAAAGAACACAGGGAACUAGGAAGUAACAGGGUGGUUGUGUUCUAAAACAAACCCCUCGUUGCUAAGAGAGACGAGAAAGGAAGACCUGCAAAAGUUUGACCUCGAACGUGUUGGCACUGAGUGGCGGGAGAGUUUAAUUUUUUUUAUUCCUUUCUUGUAUAAAAACUUCUGCUGUAACCAAGAGCAGGAAAAGUGCGAUGUAGUUUGGAAAGGCACUAAGUAAAAAAGCAAGUAUAGGGCUUGGCACCAGGUGCUCUAUCUUCGCUUGCAAUUUAUUCUCUUAAAUAGUCAAUGACCCCCUCUUUUCUUUCCAUGGCUAAAUUUUGAGAAAAACAGAAACAUAUCUGUACGUUUUCGCCUUUUCUGCUCUCGUGUGACCGAAGUUUUCUUCGAAUGUGGACGGACAAGGCUAAUAUGUGUUCUUUUUCAAGACCUAUGUCAAGGAACGACAUCAGCUGCAAAAGUUUACUUAGUAUGACAACAAGAUGACAUGAUGAAAACGUGUUUUAUUCAAGAUGAUGAAAAUGAAAUACAAGAAAAAGCACAUCUUAAAAAGGAAAACUAGAGGUCGACCCUAUGGCGUUUCCCUAAAUAAAUAUACUUAGUUGUGUUAAAUUGAGUACGUUUACCUGAUAUAAAUUUCACUGAUAUAACUUCUUUUGGUCUCUUUUACUGAUCGUCUUAGAUCGUCUUCUCUUUUAUUUACAUUUUUUCCCCCUAAUUUAGGUAUAUACUGUCAGUUAUAUUCCCAAUAAACAUUAUUAAAACUUAAAAAAAGUAACAAAAGCUUCUGAAAACGCAUGGUCUUCAACGCGCCUUAUUUCGAAAACAAGCACGGGGAUUUAUCAUCCACCGAAUAUAAUAAAGACCAUGCUAUAAAAAUUUCGAGUGGUUGCCAAACAUGUUUCGGUUCCAGACCUCACACCAGAUGAUCAGGUAUUAAAAUUCAAAAUGGUCAUCACUCGACAGGUAAGAUUAUCUUAUAUUCGUCCUCUAAUUUGACACAAGAGCCCCCCGCGUGACGAAUAGUAGACUUUGGGCACCUCCUGUCGAGCGUGACACGAAACAACUCGAAAUAGACCACUUUCGAUAUAUUAAAAUUCAGCGUGCCAGCGAGGCU
Messenger RNA from Orbicella faveolata, 6131 nucleotides. RefSeq lists its product as uncharacterized. Lineage: Eukaryota; Metazoa; Cnidaria; Anthozoa; Scleractinia; Merulinidae. Gene Ontology annotation, molecular function: protein binding. The record is from RefSeq and is a predicted model, not a curated record.